Messenger RNA from Manacus vitellinus (golden-collared manakin), 393 nucleotides. RefSeq names its product pyroglutamylated RFamide peptide (gene QRFP). Gene Ontology annotation, molecular function: orexigenic neuropeptide QRFP receptor binding. NCBI's taxonomy places the organism in Eukaryota, Metazoa, Chordata, Aves, Passeriformes, Pipridae. The record is from RefSeq and is a predicted model, not a curated record.
AUGAGAGCACCCUACUCGCUGUCCUGCCUCUUCCUCCUGAGCCUGGGGACCUGCUUCCCUCCCAGCGAGCGGCGGGAGCCGGGACACCCCGGGGAGGGGACCCUGCUCGGUCCCAGGUGGCAACCCAGCGGCGAGGUGACCGGGCGCCGCUGGAGGGCAGGCCAGCGGAGGCGAAGCGAGGAGCUGGACACGCUGCUGGGCAUCGCCCGGGAGCUGCGGCUAACGGGCUCGCCCGGGGGCGGGCAGCGGACCGGGCUAAGGCUGGGGGGCUUCCGAGCGUGCUGCCCGCCGCGGUGGGGGAGAAGCGCAGCGGCCACCCUGGGCAACCUGGCCGAGGAGCUCAGCGGCUACAACAGGAGAAAAGGGGGCUUCACCUUCCGCUUCGGGAGAUGA